Molecule: messenger RNA, 603 nt
Organism: Symbiodinium pilosum
Lineage: Eukaryota; Dinophyceae; Suessiales; Symbiodiniaceae
Source: the annotation of a GenBank genome assembly
AUGUCAUUGGAUGAGGAUGGCAUGCAGCUGUCAUUCGAAGCCUUUGCGCCCGUCCUCCCUGGUCUGAUCGGGAAGUUUGGCGAGCUGCUGAACGAUUUCCACUUCAACGCAAGCGAAGCUCUUGGUCCAGAGUUUAACUGGACAAAGCAGGAACUGUUCGACACAUAUUCCACCUACCCAGACCUCCCCGCCAAGUAUGCCGUGCAAGCUGCCAAAGUGCUGUUGACUGGAGAUGCCCUUUCACGGGAGGAGUCGAUAGCUGGAUUAGCUCUUGCAGACCCGACGGCAGUUGUGAGGUCUCUGGGGAACCUCAUCCUAUCAAAGCCCCUGGCCGUGGAUGUACUGGUAAUGGGCAACAUUGACGACUCGACUGCACGUGGGACCGUAGGCCAAAUUCUUCAGUCCAUUCGAGCUCCUCCUUGGGCUGCGCCUGUGCCGGAAGAGCCUCGAAGCCUCCCUGACGUGCAGCGCAUUGCGCUCCCAGCGCAACCUGUGGAGGUUCGUACACGAAAUCCUCGACAUGGGGAUCCCAAUGAUGUCGCGCUGGUCAAGCUGCUUGUGGGUUUGGCCAAUGUCGAAAACCGGGCCGCCUUUGGUGCCAUU